AUGUCAUACACAAAGGAGCAGGAAGCUGUCGUAUUACGAGUCCUCUCCUACAAAGGCCAUCAGUAUUACGAGAUAUUGGAAGUUUCCAAAACAUCCACUGAUUCAGAAAUCAAAAAGUCUUACAGAAGGCUCGCAAUCAAAUGCCACCCAGACAAAAACCCACAUCCGAGAUCGUCAGAGGCAUUCAAAGUAGUCAACAAGUCUUGGGAAGUCUUGAGCGACCCACAAAAGAGACGUAUAUACGAUCAAACGGGUACGGACCCCACGUCUAGAAUAUCGAGUGCUAGUGCAACCAGUCAAGGGUUUGGUUCGUUCACAGGCACGCGGGGCUUUGCUAGUGGAACCCAUGGCUCUUUUGACGAUGAUUUAUUCAAUAUGUUUUUUGGUAACGGCGGAAGCCCUUUUGCAUCUGGUCCAACAUUUACUUUUGGUGGCAACGGAUUCACAUUUCAAUCGUUUGGAGGGGGUCAGGACCCAUUUAUGAGACAUAGAAGAACUACUAGAAGAACACCUAGAGCAACACCCAAUACCCGCGCACAAAGUAGAGACGAAACACAAGGGCCACAAUCGUUUUCAGAGGUUGUGAAGAACUUAUUGCCACUUUUACUUGUCUUGAUCGUACCUAUCUUGUCUGCGUUAUUCUCGAAUGAUCCAUCAUCGGACUAUUCGUUUGUUCCUACUACCGAGUUUCGUCUAGAAAGAAAGACCCCGAAAUACAACAUUCCCUACUUCGUCAACGAUAAGUUUAGCAAGAAGAUGGAAAACAAAUCACGAAGGGAGAUCAAGAACUUUGGCUCCAAAGUAGAGAAUAUGUACAUACAAGAUAAGAGGGCCAAAUGCUCACGAGAACAAAUCCACAAGGACAAUUUGAUUGAAGAUGCUGUCGGUUGGUUCAGCACCGAUAUGAGGAAGCUAGAACGGGCCCAGAAUAUGCCAAUGCCCAAUUGUGACAUAUUGAGAAGCUUAAACCUUAUAUAG
This is a messenger RNA of Lodderomyces theae, 978 nucleotides long. RefSeq names its product type I HSP40 co-chaperone (gene HLJ1). The transcript has a single exon. Gene Ontology annotation, biological process: cellular response to misfolded protein. Lineage: Eukaryota; Fungi; Ascomycota; Pichiomycetes; Serinales; Debaryomycetaceae. The coding region runs from base 1 to 978 and encodes 325 amino acids. Gene Ontology annotation, cellular component: endoplasmic reticulum membrane. The record is from RefSeq and is a predicted model, not a curated record. Gene Ontology annotation, molecular function: Hsp70 protein binding.